AUGGCGGCGGCGGCGGUGGUCCCUUGCAGGGGCGGGCAGAGAGAGGGAGGUGAGACAGGGAGGAAAGAAGGAGGAAGGAGCAGGGGCAGCGCGACUCACCGGGACGGCGGCAGGACCGGCACGGAAGAGGCGCCGGCGGGCAGACGACGGGGCCGAGGGAGAUCUCGGGCGGCGAGGUUGCCUGGCGGCGGCGGAGGCGGGCAGCCGCGGGUGCUUGCGGGCGGGGUCGGGCCGACCUGGGCCUCGACGGGCUUCAAAGGGCCCCGCGCGGGUUGGAGCGGGCCGACGGCGGGGAAGGCGCUGGAGGGGGACGUGCGGGACAGCGCCGCACGCGAGCCAAACCCCUGCGCAACCCUACCGAGGCCCUUCCCCCACUUUCCCUUGACCAUACAGCCUCCGCAGGAGAUUUGGAUCUCGCUAGAGGAGCUCGAGACCACCGCCAUUCGUCGAUCCGUUCUGUCACCAAACGCAGCAGAGGGAGAGGUACGAACUCGUCUGCCGUCGCCGGAGCAGCCGCAGUUCACUUCGUCACCACCGCCGUUCGAGGGAGCCCCGCCGCCGUCAAACACCAGCACCACCUCCGCUACUAUCCGUCGUACCCACCCAGCCCCUCACCUUCAUCCGGGAGCCACCGGAGAGCCGCCGCCGCCAAUGCCCGACCCGCCACUGCCGCUUCCUCUGCUUCUGAUUGUCCGGAGUGCGACACGAGCUAUUGUCAGGAGUGUGACUUUUUGAACCAGGACCA
Triticum aestivum (bread wheat) is the source of this 745-nucleotide messenger RNA. RefSeq names its product proline-rich receptor-like protein kinase PERK10. Lineage: Eukaryota; Viridiplantae; Streptophyta; Magnoliopsida; Poales; Poaceae. The transcript is spliced from 4 exons. The record is from RefSeq and is a predicted model, not a curated record. The coding region runs from base 1 to 735 and encodes 244 amino acids.